Knipowitschia caucasica is the source of this 576-nucleotide messenger RNA. The record is from the annotation of a GenBank genome assembly. NCBI's taxonomy places the organism in Eukaryota, Metazoa, Chordata, Actinopteri, Gobiiformes, Gobiidae.
AUGGCAGCACAGGAGACACAGAACCCAACAAGUGGGGAUAAGUCAGACGAUGAUCAGACGGCCAGAGCGGUUUCUCUCGCCCGGCUCCUGCACCAAGAGAGCUCCCUGCUGCUGAAGCUAUUUAAGGAGAAGGAGUCGUUCUUUGAGGACUACACCCCUGAUGGUGGUCGCAUAGUGUCCCUGAGUGCAGCCUCAGAGGAGCCCAGCACUGAGGAGCAGGUGCUGCUGCUGCACUCAGGACUGCGGCAGUGUUUGGGGCUGAUCCACUGUGUCAUACUGAAGGAGGAGGAGGAGUGGGGAGACUUAGAGGGAGAUUAUGAAAGUAUGAGGAAAAAUGUACAUCAGCGGCUGGGGUACCUGCUUCAUACCACCAAAGCCUUAAUGGAAAAUGAGGAGACCAUUCUGGAAGCCACUCCUGACCACCAGUGCACGGAGGAAGUCGAUGGUUCUGCCGGGGUCUUUGCGCUCAAAAUGUGGACCUAUAGGGUUUUGUUGGAGCUUGUCCACUGGGCUGACCAUGCAGCCAAUACUUUGUACAAACUCCAUUCAGAACGGGAGGGAAAAUUGCUAAAUUAA